This is a messenger RNA of Recurvomyces mirabilis, 642 nucleotides long. RefSeq names its product riboflavin kinase (gene FMN1). Gene Ontology annotation, molecular function: riboflavin kinase activity. The transcript is spliced from 2 exons. NCBI's taxonomy places the organism in Eukaryota, Fungi, Ascomycota, Dothideomycetes, Mycosphaerellales, Teratosphaeriaceae. Gene Ontology annotation, cellular component: mitochondrion. The record is from RefSeq and is a predicted model, not a curated record. Gene Ontology annotation, biological process: FMN biosynthetic process; riboflavin biosynthetic process. Bases 1 to 642 code for a protein of 213 amino acids.
AUGUCGACUUCGCGCCGUGAACGUGAGCCAACAGCUGGACCAGACGCUGGACCACAGCCACCAUAUCCCCUACGAUUAGACGGGAAAGUGAUCAAAGGGUUUGGGAGAGGGAGCAGCGAGCUCGGCAUCCCAACCGCAAACAUCCCCAUCUCCGGCCUCUCUGUUGGAGGCCACUCAGACGUCGAGUCGGGAGUCUACUACGGCUGGGCCGGCCUCUCACCUAGCGAGACUCUGACACGGAGUCCGCCGCACGAGCGAUCGAGGUACACGCACUUGCCGACCUCGCUACACGAACCUCUGCUCCACGUCUCAGGGUCCAAAGCUGCAAUAACAGAAAGCGGAGCAGUCUAUCCCAUGGUUAUGUCCAUAGGCUGGAACCCAUACUAUAAGAAUACCGUCCGGAGUGUAGAAGUCCAUGUGAUGCACGAUUUCGCUCAGGACUUCUACGGGAGUCAUAUGAAUCUUGCUAUCUUGGGUUACAUUCGACCAGAGCUGGAUUAUGUGAGCAAGGAGAAAUUGAUUGAGGAUAUUGUGACGGAUAUUGAGGUUGCGGGACGGAGUCUUGCCAGGGACAAGUAUAUGGAGUUUCGAAACGAUCCAUACCUGCUGCAAUUCGAGGGCAAGGGAGAAGUUGGCAGCUGA